Messenger RNA from Cryptomeria japonica (Japanese cedar), 2545 nucleotides. RefSeq names its product AP2-like ethylene-responsive transcription factor SMOS1. The record is from RefSeq and is a predicted model, not a curated record. The coding region runs from base 1546 to 2379 and encodes 277 amino acids. The transcript has 7 exons. Lineage: Eukaryota; Viridiplantae; Streptophyta; Pinopsida; Cupressales; Cupressaceae.
AAAAAUGAGUUUUAUUAUAACACACAACUCAUUAAUGGGGGGUCUAACACUCAAUUGUGGCAGGUUCUGUUUUUUAACUCUCUUUUGGGUUGUACGGAGAGAGUUGCUGGGAAGACAGAGAGCCGUUACCCAAAACACCAAAUUCUCCAGACUAGCAAAUCACAAAUCGACAUAGUCUUACUCCCACACCACCUGGCAGCUCUACAUUGGGCCACAGGGAGACUUACUGAUCGUGUUUUAUCAGUACAGAUAUGGAUUGAAACAUGCUUACACUCAUUUUCUGGUCCAUGGGUCAUCUCAUGCUGUUUUAGCAAUUGGGUCCCUUGAAUGAAUUCUAUCCUUUGGUAAACAGGGGAAAUUGUUAUUUAUUUGUCACUCUUAUGGGAAAUUUUCAUACUCGAAUAGGACUGAAACAAGGCAUCACUUAUCUUUUUACCCCUUUGAUCUGGGUAAUGAUAAAUUUGCUUUGAAAUGUGAGAGCAAGAGGUAUUUUUGAAGUAAGUACAGGAUUUGAUAAAGUGUGUAUUGGAUUGGAGACCUUGGUAGAUACUCGGAUUGGAAAAAGGUGGAACUUUUUGUCAUUUGGUUGGCCCAUUUUUAGCCUAGAUUGGUACUGAAACACGGAUUUGUUUUUGAGCCUUUUCUUUUGGAUAGUCCAAUUUUUCAUUGAAAUGUGAAAGCAGGAGGUAUUUUUGAACUGGGUAUAGGGUUUUAUAAAGUGGGUACUAAAUCUGAGGCUUGAUAGAUACCUUGAUGUUCGUAAAUGAGUUUUUGGCAUAUAGGUUUUAGUUACGUGGUCUAGAUUGAUACUGAAACAAGGAUUGUUUUUGUUCACCUUUCAGUUGAGUAGGCUAUGUUUGCAUUGGCAUGUGAGAGCAGGCGGUAGUUCUGAAGAGUGUAUAUGUUCUUGCGAACUGUUUGUUGUGUUUGAGGCCCUGAUAGAUAUGUUGAUGUGAAAAAGGGGGGAUUUGUUCAAGUGGGUGGUGAAUUAUUGAGCCUGAAAGACCUUAUAAGCGGCAAAUUUAGAGGCUUGGAUUAAGAUGGAAGUAGGGGAGAUGGGAGGAGGAGGAGGAGGAAGUGCCGAGAAAGUAAAGGAACAUACAUUUGAAGCCAAUGAUCUGCUUAAAGGUUUGAAGAAGAUAAGAAGAGAGAGAGGAUCAACUGCAAAGGAACGGAUCAGCAAAAUGCCGCCAUGUGCUGCGGGCAAAAGAAGCUCUAUAUACAGAGGUGUCACAAGGCAUAGAUGGACAGGGAGAUAUGAAGCUCAUCUUUGGGAUAAAAGCACCUGGAACCAGAACCAAAACAAAAAGGGCAAGCAAGUUUAUCUAGGCAAGUUUUACUGAAAACCUUAGGUUCCUUUUCCUCUUCAGAUUAUUCUUUUGGUGGCAUUGUUCUAACUAUGUUGGAAACUAGGAUGAAUCUACAGGUGCUUAUGAUGAGGAAGAAGCUGCAGCUAGAGCUUAUGACCUUGCUGCUCUUAAAUAUUGGGGUCCUGGAACUCUUAUUAAUUUUCCUGUCAGUGACUAUUCUAGAGACAUUGAGGAGAUGAAGAGUGUUUCAAGAGAAGAUUACCUGGCUUCUCUGAGAAGGAAAAGCAGUGGUUUUUCAAGGGGAAUGGCAAAAUACCGAGGGAUACCAAAACAAUUGCAAAAUAGCAAAUGGGAGGCAAGUUUUAGCCGAAUUUUAGUGAACAAAUAUUUCAACACUGGAAACUGCACUACAAGUGAGGAUGCAGUGGCAGCAUAUGAGUUGUCACAAGCGGAAUUUGGAGCUUUUGGCCCAGUUGGAAACGUUGAUUUGAGUUCCUAUGUCAGGUGGUGGCAACCUAACAAAUCGCAUGACAUCGGAACUUCUGCACCCAGAUUUGGUGAUGAAUCUCAUUCAAUGUCUGAAGAGAGACCAGCUUUAGGAGAGGAACCAGAGACUCCUGAAUGGCCAGGGCAGGCUUGUGAGCCAUAUCAGUUGCCUUCAUUAGGUGUAUCUCCCAAUGCACGGCACCACCCUUCUCCAGUGUCUGCUCUCAGUAUCUUGAAUCAAUCCUCCUCAUUUAAGCAGAUGCUUGAAAAAGCUUCUGUACAAAAAUGUGACACUGAUAAAGAUAAAAAUGUUGGUACUACUUUAGAAAAUACAAAAUUGGACAAAGGUAAAGGCAAAGAUUGUCUCGUAGAGGACAUAGCGGUUUUAAAAGAAUCUGGAUGUAGUUCAGGAGCUUAUCAGACAGCUGGCCAAACAAGUGCUUUAUUUCCUUUUGCAAAAGUUCCAUCUGCAGCUCCAGUUCAAGAGUGCAAUAACAUGACACCUGUGUCUGAAUCCUUAUGGACCAGUCUUGGGCCAACCAAUGGUGGAAUUUCCCUGGCAAAUGCAGUUGGUAUUUGUUGAAGGGAUAUUUCUUGUAUAUUCUGUGUUCAAUUGAUACUAUAACCAAUGAUAGACUGAUACAAGUAAAUAUGUUGUGUAGUGUGUAACAUGUACAGUUCACAACAUCAAACUGACCCUUUGAUUGUUUCAAGAGCACAAUGUUUUCUUUAAUAUAUUGAAUUUGAUA